AUGAUACAAAAAUACAAAGAAAUACAGAGAAAUACAAAGAAAUACAAAAAACACAAAGAAAUACAAAUAAAGUCUAAAUUGACUGAACCGAGUGUGCAAUGUAAAAUGACGGGCAAAUGCCAGCGGAAAGACCCGCCAUGCAAAUAUCUCCACCCACCCCAACACCUCAAAGAACAACUCCUACAAAAUGGCCGCAACAAUCUAGCAUUCAAACAACAACAGACACAAUCUUUCAACAAAACUCUCCAGCUCUAUCUACAACAACAACAACAACAUCAUCUUCAGCUACAUCAACAUCAUCUUCAGCUGCAGCAACAGCAGCUGCUGCAACAACAACAACAGCAGCUGCAACAACAGCCACAACAUUUUGUCAACGCAUCUUACGUUAUACCAGUUGUGUACGAUGUUAACUACAAUCAAAUACUGGCCAAUCGGAUCACUGAAUCGAAUUACUCUGUUGGUAAAUGUACUAAAACCUUUGAAAUAAAGAACUCUACAUGA
Helobdella robusta is the source of this 501-nucleotide messenger RNA. RefSeq lists its product as hypothetical. The transcript has 3 exons. The record is from RefSeq and is a predicted model, not a curated record. Lineage: Eukaryota; Metazoa; Annelida; Clitellata; Rhynchobdellida; Glossiphoniidae. The coding region runs from base 1 to 501 and encodes 166 amino acids.